AUGUCGUGGGUUGUAGAUCCUGAAAUGCUUAUAAUAGAGGUGGAGGCUCGGCCAUUUCUAUAUGCAAAGACAUUGCCAGAAUACUCAAAUAAUAAUGCCUGGGAGGACAUAACCAAAAAACUCUCAGAGGACUGGGAAACCCUCAACAAUGAUGUAAAAAAUAGUCGAUGCAAAGAAAUACAAGCAAAGUGGAAUCACUUAAGGGACAACUGCCGGCGUGAAUAUCAAGCGCAAAAAGAUGUUACGUCAGGAUAA
Molecule: messenger RNA, 255 nt
Organism: Parnassius apollo (apollo)
Lineage: Eukaryota; Metazoa; Arthropoda; Insecta; Lepidoptera; Papilionidae
Source: the annotation of a GenBank genome assembly